Tremella mesenterica DSM 1558 is the source of this 447-nucleotide messenger RNA. RefSeq lists its product as uncharacterized. The coding region runs from base 1 to 447 and encodes 148 amino acids. Lineage: Eukaryota; Fungi; Basidiomycota; Tremellomycetes; Tremellales; Tremellaceae. The record is from RefSeq and is a predicted model, not a curated record. The transcript has a single exon.
AUGUCAAUAACAGAGGCGAGCAAUGAUGAGUCAUUUGUUUUACCCAUUCAAUCCUACAUUGGGUUCAUAAAAGACUUGAGUGACUAUGCCACUGAAUGUCAACACGACGUCACACAAGGAGAACAAGACUCUAGAACUCUGGCAAUACAUGAAAGUACGGCUUUUCUGGCCGAUUCGAGCACUGUCAUCACGACUUCUCACAAUCACCAGAUUUUGGAUCAAGAGAUCAAGCAUCUACAAGACAUGAUCACUGAAGUUCGAGAAUGGUGUGAAGAAGAAGAAAACACAUGCACUUUUUUACUUCAAAGAACAACAGAAACAGUCUUCCAAUCGCCCUUCGCCGAUGAUUGUCGGACUGAGAUCACCAAUCGUUUUAUCACUCUCGGACAACAACAUGACGCUUAUCAAGCGGCGUUACAACUAGCAUGCUCAAAUGGUACUUAUUGA